GCAUCCUGCAGACUGCUGGACCGCCGGCGAGGGGAAGUUUGCUUCCUGCGAAAUUCAACCUCCUCUCCGCGAAAGGGAGAAUGAGCCGACCACUGAGGUCGAAGCUGGAGAGCUUGCAGUGCCAUUUCACCUGGGAUUUUGAGAUCAAGGACAAGGUGGAUGCAUUGCACAUCCUGCAGACUCUGGCCCCACAGGCCCAGCACACCCCACACCGCAAUCGAGGCACCUACCUUGCCAUGAGGGCCUACCUGCAGGACUUCCAGGGGAACUACGAGGAGGCCCUGGACAGCCUCCGAGAAGCAGAGGGGGCUCUGAAGCGGGACCACCCCGCCAACUUCUCCCGCCAGGCCCUGGUGACCUACGGCAACUACGCCUGGGUCUACUACCACUUGAUCAAUUACGACAUGGUGGACCUCUACCUGGGACGCAUCCACGACAUCUGCCGCUCCUUGGCCAGCCCGGAGGCUUACUCUGCGAUGAUCCCCGAAAUCCACGCUCAGAAAGGCUGGUCCCUCCUGGCCGGGGGCUUCCGGAACGGGGACGAGGCCGCAGAAUGUUUCCGCAAUGCGCUGGAGGCGGAAGCGUCCAACGAGGAGUUCCAGGCCGGACUGGCCGUCUCCGCUUAUGCCUCCUAUACUCAUUCCUGGGCUGCCGAACAACGGGAAGAAGCCCAGAAGUUGCUGGAAGAAGUUGUUACCCGCCAGCCUCAGAACUACGAAGCCAAAGCUUAUUUGGCUCGGGCACUUGAGAGGGAGGACGUGGAAAGAGCGCUCUGCCUCGCGGACGAUGUUGCCCAGGAGAGCGUGAACCCCGAAGUACUCCGAACCAUCUCCAGGCUGUACAAGCCGCAAUCCCUUCCCCGUGCCAUUUCCAUUCUGAAGAAGGCCAUCGUCCUAGAUCCCGGCUACCAUCUCCCACACCACGACCUUGGCAUGUGCUACCUGACGCAGUUGGAGAGCUCUCCAGGUGACGUCGGAGGAGAAGUCGUCGAGGCUGCCAUCGAGAGCUUCAAGCGCUCUCUGGAGAUGGAUCCUUUCUCCAUCUUCUCUCGGCUGAAGCUGGCGAAGGUUUACGGCGAGAGGUCGCCGGCUUACGAGGAAGAGAUCUACCUGAACCUGAUGGAGGAGCUCCCGGGAGCUAGCAAGAGAUGCCAGCAGUCCAUCUACAUACACUGGGGGGACUUCCUCCUCCACAAGAAGGGGAUGAGGAACCAGGCCCUAGAGAUGUACCAGGCAGCCGCCAGGAUACCCGGAGACCACGCACUUGAGAGGAAGCAGCUGGAAACUCGCCUGAAGAACCUGGCGAGGAUUUUCAAGGAAGGCGGAGAAAUGGACCAAGCGAGAGCUGUCUACAGCUUCCUUAAAGAAACGGGGCUUCAGGUUACGAGUCAACGGGCCGGAUCGCGGAGAAGGGGUUCCUGGCGAGAGAAUGGCAGGGCCCAGCAGUGAAGGACCUCCACACACACACACAUUUGCAAAGAGGCAGGGGGUUGUGGCUCUUUCCUUCCAGUUUCGAAGAGGCUCUGA
Messenger RNA from Lacerta agilis (Sand lizard), 1526 nucleotides. Its product is annotated as interferon-induced protein with tetratricopeptide repeats 5-like. Gene Ontology annotation, molecular function: protein binding. NCBI's taxonomy places the organism in Eukaryota, Metazoa, Chordata, Lepidosauria, Squamata, Lacertidae. Gene Ontology annotation, cellular component: cytosol. Bases 81 to 1448 code for a protein of 455 amino acids. Gene Ontology annotation, biological process: defense response to virus. The record is from RefSeq and is a predicted model, not a curated record. The transcript is spliced from 2 exons.